Molecule: messenger RNA, 1024 nt
Organism: Scatophagus argus
Lineage: Eukaryota; Metazoa; Chordata; Actinopteri; Scatophagidae
Product: protein ELYS-like
Exons: 8
Coding region: 116-1024 (302 amino acids)
Source: RefSeq, a predicted model, not a curated record
CACGUAGCACAUUCAUCCUUUAAUCAACAAAAGCAUUUUUUUUCAGCAGUGGUUCCUUGAUCCCACCAUGUGAACUCCCUUGUCUCUGUGAGGAUCCCGAGUGCUGAGGGCAAUCAUGAUGGAUACAGAGAACCAGUGGUCCGAGGCGUUAGCCAGCAACAAUGUAAGAGCUAUCAUCUGCUGGCUACGGAAGCUUACAGCUGAAGGUGAAGCAGAUGUAGAGCAAACCCUACUGACGUUCAGCUGCUGGGUACAGAAGACAUCAGAGUUGGCUAAAAAGGAGUUAUUAACAUUGUGUUUCAGCCACUGCCAGGGACUGUGGAUGUUUCUGGACCGGAGCUCUUUUACCAGAGUGCACGUGCUGCUGCAGAGACUGAGGAACCUGCUCACUCUGGCCCACUGGGCAAGAAAGCAGCUCAGUUCAGCCCACCUCUGGCACGGUGUGGGGGUCCCGUGCAUGGUGUGCAGGGAUACAGUCGGCUCCUCAGACCUGAGACAUGGCUGCUGGAACCGAGAGCACAGGGCUCUAAAGAAACACAUCUGGCUGGGGCGGCUGAUUCAGUGGUGGGGCAUCAUGGGGCUUCUGCCCAAGUACCCUGAGGCUCAUGAGGUGAAGCGUAUCUCUCAGAUGUGGAAGGAAAUGGGUGACAGCCAUCACAAAGCCUUUCUUGACACACUUGGAUUGGAGGAGGGAGAAACUGGAAGAUUCUGCUCAUUGAUACAGGGGAUGGUGAUUCAGCUGGACAGACAACAUGGGUGCAUUUGGACCUCUGAAGACUGCACAGACCAGUGCUACCCUCCUCCUAAUCUGCAGGCCCUGCUGAAGCUCCUGUUGGUGCCUCAUAUUGACAAUAUGUCAGUCCAAGCUCUUCUCAUGUACUUUGUUCUGGACAUGGCCAACUUCCUGAAGUGCAAAGAUGACCUCCUCCAGUCUUUCUGCCUUGCCUUCACUAUUCCCCCCUGUUUUUCCCAACAAAUUAGGGCCUUCUGGAUGCUCGAUCACGGACACAUCAAGCAGCCAUAA